ACGGCCGACAGUCCUUGCGGCGCCAUGGGCGACCUCGCGCGCCUCUUUGCCUGCCUGGGCGCGCUCGCCUCUGCCGAGCUCCUGCCUGCGGAUGGCGGCUUCGAGGCGACCCAGGGCGCCGCCCCGCGCGCGCUCCGCAGCCUGCCCGCCGCCAACGGCACGGAGGAGCCGACGCUGGGGAGGCGGCUCGAGGCCUCGAGCGCCUGCCAGAGCUGCUGCCAGUCGGGAACGUGCGAGCUGGCCUGGAAGGGCCAGAGUCAAGGCCUGUGCUGCACCCCUGCCGCCGGCACCCCCGCGUCGCAGAUGUACUGCUGCCCCUUCUCGAACGGCUGCGCCGCGAACUUCCAGUGCCCGGUCCCUCAGGCGCCGAGCCCCAUCAGGCACAACAUCGGCCCUGGCCUCUCCCGCUACCACGCCGAGCCCACGGGGCUGCUUGGCAUGCUCCUCCCCCUGCUCCUGCUCCUGUGCCUCUGCUGCGCGCUGAGCCAGCUCUGCGGCAAGCAGGGGCAGCACUUCGGCGGACCAAUGGGCGGCGGGUACCCCAUGGGCGGAGGCUACGGCGGCGGCUACCCCACCAUGGGCAUGGGCGGCGGAGGGUACCCCAUGGGCGGUGGCUACGGAGCUGGCACGGUCGGCGCGGCCGGUCUCGGCGGCCUGCUCGGCGGCAUGUUCCUGGGCGAGCAGCUUGCCGGCGGCGGCUUCGGCGGCGGGGGAUACGGCGGCAGCGAGAUGAUGGACUACGGCGGCGGCGGCGGCGGAGGCUUCAUGCCGGCCGACGGGGGCUUCGGCGGCGGAAGCAUGCAGGCCGACGGGGGCUUCUGA
Molecule: messenger RNA, 822 nt
Organism: Prorocentrum cordatum
Lineage: Eukaryota; Dinophyceae; Prorocentrales; Prorocentraceae
Source: the annotation of a GenBank genome assembly